Molecule: messenger RNA, 793 nt
Organism: Closterium sp. NIES-65
Lineage: Eukaryota; Viridiplantae; Streptophyta; Zygnematophyceae; Desmidiales; Closteriaceae
Source: the annotation of a GenBank genome assembly
AGCCAAUGCAUCAGAGGGUGCUCCGUGGACCAAGGCGCGCGCGCGGACCAACCUCAAGCAAUGCGUCAGCCUGGCUUUGAGUGAGGACACUCUCUCCUCAACUUUUGAGACGUCUCAAAACACUCCUUCUUUCAAGAGUCCUCUCCCCACCUUUCCGGUCCACCAUAACUACCUCCCAAAUCUCAAGCAAUGCGUCAGCCUGGCUUUAAGUGCGCUGAAGCAAGCAGUCUCGCAGCCCCUCAGGCCCACCAACCUGCGCUCACUCAUCUCCGCGUCCGGCAUGACAACCGAGCUGGCCAAUCAGCUGCAAGCAACCCCAUCCGCUGCCGCCACGUCAGCAGCAGCAGCCACCCCUGGGAACUCCCAGCACCUCGCCAAUCCCUUUGUUUCCUUGGCAACUGCUAGAGCGGGGAAGCAGUGGGGGGCAGGGCAGACGCAGGGAGGGGGGGAGCGAGGGGGUAGGCACGGGGGAAGGGGGGGUUGGAGUGGUGGGGGGAGAGGAGGGGGAAGGGGAGGGGCAUGGCAGCAGCAGAGGGGAGGUGGGGGAGGAGGGAGGGGGAGGGGUGGUGGGGGAAUGGGAGGGAGAGGAGGCAGGGGAAUGAGCAGGGGUGGGGGAAGAGGAGGCCAGUCACCUGGAAGGGGGAGUGGUGGGGGAGGGGGAAGGGGAUGGGGAGGGGGAGCAGGGGGAGGGGGAGGUGGGGCAGGGAGGAUGGCGGGAGUGGUGGGGUCGAAGCAAGCAGAUGCUGUCACAGCACUAAAGCGGGCUCGUGGAGGGAAAGUAGCCCGCAAGUGA